UUAGUACAACUCAGUGCCCACAUGAUGGCGACACAUCGCGGGUCAGUUGUGGUGGACCUAACGAGUGACGAGUCUGACGACGAGCCUGGCCAUAUCUUUCCAAACCUCCACACCACUCCAAAAUCCUCGAGACUACCCGUAUUCACAUCACCAGAGGGUGCACGAUUUCUAAGCGAUUUAGGCAACUACGUCUCUAUUGGAUCACUUGUUCUAGGCGAAGUGAUUGGGACUGAUGCCGAACCUUUCUGGGAGGAAGCCACCAAUGUCACAACACUGCAACAAUCAGGUCUCUCUGAGCAGAACGCGCUUGACAUAGACAAGCUCCUGGCUCGCCAGCGCAUUCGUCUGUUUGUGAGUGUUCCAUCAAAAGCUGUGCUCAGGGUUUAUGUCCUGCCCAGCGACGUUGGACACAGAUUCCUGCAGCAGGACCGAGGGAUGGACUCACUUUUGUUUUCGCUAAUCCAAAACCUUGACGUGUCCCCCGAAGCAUGGAAUGGGCAUCCAGACGUCCCAGAGCCAUUCCCCCUGUAUGCUGCUGGUGAAGAGGGAUCACUAUACUAUCUGUUCAACAACAUUCCAUCUCCGAAUCCAACAUCGGAGCGAAUCAUGAGUCACUUCCACAAAGAGAUCAUGCUGGACAUCCUCGAUUCCGAAUAUCAACUACCUGGUCUCAAGACAAUCCUUUAUCCGUACCAGCGCAGGUCUGCAGCUCAAAUGCUACAACGGGAGUGCGAAGAAAGACUCGAACUUGAUCCUCGACUGGAAAAGCGUGUCGCUCUCGAUGGUACAGAUUAUUACUACGAGCCUUGGGAUGUCUCGUUCCUGCGAAGCCCUCGCUUCUACGAGGCCUGUAAAGGGGGCCUGCUGUCCGAGUCAAUGGGAUUGGGCAAGACACUCAUCUGUAUAUCGCUGAUUCUCGCAACUCGUGGCUAUCUCCCUCGUACGCCUGCUCAGUAUGAUCGAGAGACCGUUCGACCGAAGGUCGGCAGUCUUNUGGAAAUGGCUAUCUCAGCCGUCAAUCGAAGCUCUGCUCCAUGGUCGUCGUUCUUUGAGAAACAUGAAGACGCGACUGGCGAACACAUGAAACAUUGCAUAGAUUUGAUGCGGCACAACGCACCUUCCUACGAGAUCCCGGUCGAACCAAUCCGGUGGAAUCGCAAGACCACGGUUCCUUCACCANAAAAGCUAACACUUGCCGCAACGACCUUGGUCGUGGUGCCAAGAAACUUAUUAUCGCAGUGGAAAGCAGAGCUGGAGAAGCACACGACAGGCGUCCUGAAAACGCUAGUCAUGGAGGACAACCGCGUUGCUCUUCCCUCUCCAGAAACACUAGCGACCUUUGACCUCGUAUUGUUCAGUCGAAGUCGAUUCGAGUACGAGGAUCGAGAUGGUGCAGACGCACAUGGUCGACGUAUGUCAAGAUAUCCGAUGUCCUGCAAUUGUCCAUAUAUUGGAGCUACUCGGACGCGAGAUUGUGUCUGUGUACGCAUUGACGUAAGUUCGCGAGCUCUGUCACACCAGAACCUGCUGACCGCUUGUGAUAACAGGNAUCUCUACGAAUCACCACUCAAAGCUCUUCAUUUUCUAAGAGUAAUAAUUGACGAAGGCCAUGGAAUGGCCACCGAGAACACCAGAAUUGCAACUGUGGCGAGUAGACUGGUCGAAGCUUCUCAUCGAUGGAUCGUUAGCGGUACACCAGCAAAAGAUCUCAUUGGCGUCGAGAUGGACUUGGUUGGACCUGUAUCGCACACCGGGACCCCAGCCCCCUCCGAUCGUGAUGAUGGAGAUUCGCAGUAUGGCUCCGGCUCUGGCAUUGACUCCGCAGCACCUGCACUGCGCGAUGCCGCAGAAUCUCUGCGGCGCGAUGCUCUACUCAAUCAGAGGAGAGCGUUCAACCUCAAGGAUGAGAAAAUAGGAGCAGUCCGGAAUAUCGGCGCACUAGCAUCCACCUUUCUCAAAAUCAGGCCAUGGUGUUCUGUUGAAGACGAACGGGGAUCUGACUGGACAAACUACUUCUUUCGUCAUGAGAUGCUCCGCCCACGAGCUCGCACCUACUCCGGGUUCACAAAAUGCUUGCGCCAAACGCUGGAAUCGAUUGUUAUCAGAACACAGCCUGCAGAUGUCGAGCGCGACAUAGAGCUACCACCGCUCACACACGAGAUUGUGCGAUUAGAACCGUCAUUUUACGACAAGCUCACAGUGAAUGCCUUCGUGUUCGUGCUCACUGCCAACGCUAUCACCAGCGAGAGAACAGACAUUGACUACAUCUUCCACAAGGCUAGCGGCAAGGCACGAGUUCAAUUAUUGAACAACUUGCGUGCAAGUGCUUUCUAUUGGACCGGUUUCAGCGCUGCUGAUAUGAUGGCCGCGAUAGAGCAAAGUGAAGGCUAUAUCAAGAAGCAAAACAAGCUGUGUUCAGAAGAAGAUGAGACUCUGCUUACACGUUGUGUUGACCAAGCCGGAGUCAUGGUCGGCUCUGAGGGGUGGAAAAACUUGACGCAAAGCCAUGAAGUUGGAUUGUUUGUGAAAAAAUGGCCAGUCGAGUCUGCAGCGUUCUGGUCUUUUGACAGAUCAGAUCCGUCUAAAUCUCAUUUGCUGUGUGGAACAACACAGUUGAUACAAGCUCAAGACCAUGUCAACCGCCAGACCAACUUGUCCGACCCGGCAGAGGGUCUUGCUGGAGCUGGUAUCAGAGCAUUGUCCUCCCUGCGCUCACAGCCAGCGGAUGAAAGAACGCCUGUGCUUGUCAAAUCAGGCAUACCUUCGUCCUCGCUCGCGGUCAACCAAGCAGGAACUAGGCGUUCCUUAGGGGCAAAAGCAUCAACCUUACAACCUUCCAAGGACGAGUCACCUGAACGCAAGAACACUGCUUUGGAGAAUCUUGUUAAGGAUGCGCAAUUGCCAGUCGAUUCGGCCCUUCUCAAAACAAAGAUUGCUGGCACUACAUCGUCGAAAUUGAGCUAUCUUCUCUCCCGUAUUGAGGAGUUCUAUCGUGACGAGAAGAUACUCGUCUUCUACGAUAAUGACAAUACGGCCUACUACGUAGCACAAGCCUUGGAAGUGCUUCACGUUGACUACCUCAUUUAUGCCAAGUCACUGUCGGCUGCAGUCAAGUCUGACUACGUCGUCAGGUUCAAUCAGAAACCAGAGCACCGGGUGCUCUUGAUGGACAUUGGCCAGGCUGCAUUUGGGCUAAAUUUCCCUUCAGCUUCUCGAGUCUUCUUCAUCAAUCCCUGCAACAGGCCCGAGGUGGAAGCUCAAGCUCUCAAACGAGCCCAUCGUAUUGGGCAAACGCGAGAGGUCCACGCAGAGACCUUGAUCCUCAAAGACACGAUCGAGGAGAAGAUUUUUGAGCGGGCUAGAGUCAUGAGCCGGAGCGAGCACAAGAACGCAAAGGAGUUGGAAGACGAUGGUGGCAUCCGAGAAAUCAUUCAGAGCGCGCAGCCUAUACCAGUAUCCAUGCAGGAGGGCCGGAUCGCGUUCAUUCAGAAGCCUCAGCAGCUGUUCGCAAGGCCAGGUUGGGCAGAUUGGAAGAAAGUUGCACGUGAGAAUUCCAAGCCUCGCACUGAAACGACAGGGACGAGUGGCAGCGGAAAAAGGAAGGCAGAAGGUUCCAAAGAGAAGAACAAUGGUAAGAAGCGGGCAAAGAAGGAGAAAGGAUGA
Aureobasidium uvarum is the source of this 3663-nucleotide messenger RNA. Lineage: Eukaryota; Fungi; Ascomycota; Dothideomycetes; Dothideales; Saccotheciaceae. The record is from the annotation of a GenBank genome assembly.